GUGUGUUGGCCAUGGCGAUGGCACGGACGUAGCCGCAGGGGGGAAGAGAAAGAAAGCGAGCGAGCGAGAGCGAGACACAGUCCAGAUUUAGGGGUCGUGUUUGAGAAUGUCUUGAUCUAAGGUUUGGGGUUCUAUGUCGCAAGAACUGGGGAACGAAACUACGCUGAUGGCUCCCUGUGAGUGUCAUAGUGGUUACCAGCCGGCGCCCAACCCGAAGAUUGGCACGGGUUCAGCUAGUCGGAGCUUGGAGGAAGGGUUGGAGUGCCCGGUGUGCUGGGAAAUCUUGGAUGACAGAGACAACACGCCGUAUGUUCUGUGGUGCGGACAUUCCCUCUGCAAAAGCUGCGUCCUGAACUUGGAGUGGGCUACAGUGAAACUGUCCGGCCUCCCGCUCCAGCUGCCGCUCUUCAUUUCCUGUCCUUGGUGCCAAUUCCUGACGUUUAGAUUCAAGUGGAAGGGUCAACUCAAGUACCCGUGCAAGAAUUUUUUUCUACUGUGGGUUGUGGAAAGUCUUCAAGGGGAGCACGGCCGCCCUCCAGCGUGCACGAAUGAGACAGAACUAGCCCCGAUGUUUGGGCUCGACCUUGCAUCCCUGAUAACCUCCCGCGCAGGCCGUGUGGGUUUCAGCGCCGCUUCUCCAGGUGCCAUCGUGACGGGAAAUUCCGUUGCGGCAGUUGGCGAUUGGUGGAACUUCCAUCAUUGGCAGCGAUCUGGCACUCGUGUCGUGGCCUCUCUUUUGCAGUUCACGGCGAGAAUCCCCCUUGUCCUGUUGUUCCUGUUCAUUGUAGUGUACGUGCUCCCUUUCAGCACCCUAGUGCUUGCUCUAUACUGCUUGAUCACCGUGUUGUUUGCCAUACCAUCCUUCCUGGUGGUGUAUUUUUCAUAUCCAAGUUUAGACUGGUUAGUGCGAGCUAUUGCGUCCUGAAGGACGGUAAGUCUCUUCAUGUAGUUGCCGAACAGUGUUCCCAAACAAUUAAUAUUAUUGCCGUAUAUACGGGUUCAUUUAAAGGA
Physcomitrium patens is the source of this 1011-nucleotide messenger RNA. RefSeq lists its product as uncharacterized. The record is from RefSeq and is a predicted model, not a curated record. Lineage: Eukaryota; Viridiplantae; Streptophyta; Bryopsida; Funariales; Funariaceae.